Molecule: messenger RNA, 2766 nt
Organism: Salvia splendens (bonfire salvia)
Lineage: Eukaryota; Viridiplantae; Streptophyta; Magnoliopsida; Lamiales; Lamiaceae
Product: 26S proteasome regulatory subunit 6B homolog
Exons: 14
Coding region: 165-2006 (613 amino acids)
Molecular function (GO): ATP binding; ATP hydrolysis activity
Source: RefSeq, a predicted model, not a curated record
UUGAAAUCAUUCUAAAAUUCGUGUAUAUAACUGGAAUUUGGAAAUUGGGUAAAGAUUUUAACUGUGUUAGUGUAGCCUGAAUCCACAACGCUGCCUCCAAUUAUUCUUGCGCGCCACGAAACCCCGCCGUCUUCCGCCAGCUGAGGAGCGGCGGAUCCACCGCCAUGGCCACUGUUCGGCGUCUCGCUCGGGCACUCACCUCACGCCGCACCAUCGCCUCUGCUAAAACCCUAAACCCUCGCCCUUCCCUCUCGCCAAUUCCUCCUCUCCCACUCUCAGCUGCACCUCUCUGCAAUCGCAGUUUUGAGCAACAGAAAUCAUAUGAACCAGAUGCUUGGAAACCAGAAAGGCUGCCCAAUUUUUUUGUUCACAGUGCUUUAGCUGGACUACUUGGAUUUGGAAUGUUGGAUGUAGCCUUAGCAGAUGGUGAUGAGGAAGAUGCUAAAUAUUCGCCUUUGCCUAAAAGCAGCUCGCCUUUGCCUGAAUCUGCUAAAGCUCCUCCAUUACUUGAACCUUCUCCUGCUGCAAGGCAGCAAAACCUGGAUGAAAUUGCAAAGAAAGACAAAGCCCGACUAGUAGAAUUACUCAAGAACAAAGGAGGACGAACUGGUUCUUGUCCUAAUUUUACUGUUUCUGUCAAGGGACCAAAGGUGUCAAUCAAGUUCCAAGUUCCUCCCUCAGCUGAAAUCCCUUUCCUUAUUGCAAACUUUGUUUCACGUCUUGGGGUGAAGGCAGAAGAUAAUUCUGUUGGAUCAGAUAUGAUACUGCGUGCUUGGGACAGUGGUGUUGCCUGGCAACUAGCGCUCAGUCGCCCAACAGUUCCAAAAGGAGCAAGUGGAGAUCGAGGUGAUGCAAAUGGAAACAGUGUAGAGUCUACAGACAAUGAAGAGUUAUGCAUUGUCAUAUUUCGUCCACUCAUUAGCUCUGAUAAAGCUGAAAUUGAGCUCAUGAAACAGGGUAGUUUUACUUCUGAGGAACUUGAUGCUUUGGCAUCCGUCUUACAGCUAGCUGGACAGCCAAGAAGCUUUGGAUUAGGGCCAAAGGGAGGUGCUGCACAGGUUCCGAAAGUAGACAAAACAAUAUCUGAUCUGGAGGGAAUGGGAGUCAAAAUUUAUGGACUUAAAUCUCCCAACCUAGAAGACCCAAAUGCGGAUAUAUCCUGGGAUAACAUUGCUGGCUAUGAGAAUCAAAAAAGGGAGAUAGAAGAUACUAUAUUACUGGCUCUAAAGAGUCCAGAAGUGUAUGAUGACAUUGCCCGUGGUACUCGGUGUAAGUUCGAGACAAACAGACCCCGUGCAGUGCUUUUUGAAGGCCCACCAGGUACAGGGAAGACAUCUUGUGCUCGUGUGAUUGCUAAUCAAGCGAAAGUUCCAUUGUUAUACGUCCCAUUGGAAAUUGUAAUGUCUAAAUAUUAUGGUGAAAGUGAGCGUUUGUUGGGGAAAGUGUUUUCACUGGCUAAUGAACUCCAAGAUGGCGCUAUCAUUUUCCUUGAUGAGGUUGAUUCACUUGCUACUACCCGUGAUAGUGACAUACACGAGGCGACACGUCGGCUUUUGUCCGUAUUGUUGCGACAGAUUGAUGGAUUUGAGCAGGAAAAGAAAGUUGUGGUCAUUGCUGCAACCAAUAGAAAACAAGACCUUGAUCCGGCUUUGCUCAGUCGAUUUGAUUCCAUGAUCACUUUUGCCAUACCGGAUCAGCAGACUCGUGAAGCUAUUGUGACUCAGUAUGCUAAGCACUUGACAAACUCUGAAAUUGCUGAACUUGCCAGAGCUACCGAAGAAAUGUCUGGUCGUGACAUAAGAGAUGUAUGCCAACAAGCUGAGAGGCAAUGGGCAUCCAAGAUUAUCCGGGGACAAGUACAGAAAAUCGAAGAACAGAGCUCACUUCCUCCUCUUAGAGAAUAUAUUGAAAGUGCUGUCAAACGACGAACUGCUAUUCGCUCCGUCACUAAUCAAAUCGGAAAUCCUAGCCCUCUUUCCAAAAAGCCUCAGUUCGAUUUUAUGUGAAGCUCUUAGGCUAUGCAUCACAGUUGACAAUUUUCCAGAUUUAUUAAAUUUGUCCCUAUACAUGCAAAUAGAACAUCCAGUCAUCUCCUACUCCUGUUGGGAAUCUGUAUACAUAUAUAUUUAUGUGAUUAUAACAGUAGGCAGUGAAAGCAUCUGCAUUUUCCAGUGGAAUUUGUUCAUAGUGGCAGUAGCUUUGUGCCGAAAAAGUUGAAGGGCAUCAAAGCAUAUUGGAGAGGAGCAGAGUGAGAAGUAGACCUCCAUCACUGCUAUUCUUCCUCUUCCUGGUGUGGCAGACGGUCGAAGCAAUAUGCACUUGCGUCUGCAACAUCAUCCGAGUCAUCUCAACUUCCAACUCAGCCUGCCGCCUCUGAGCAUCCAGCCUCGCCAUCUCCCUCUUCUUCAUCAUCUCGAGCUGGGCAGUCUCCAUUCGGACCAUGCUGUCGGCUAUCACUUGGAAGCUCGAGUUUGAGCAUCGGGAUUCUGAUGACGAGUCAUCCCGUGGAGUAUCUGGUGAGAAGUGGCCGUCAAAAGUAUAUCGGAGGGGAUUUCUGGUUUUGGUUGCUUGAAAAGUAUAGUCCAUGGUGGAGAUGGUGAAUGUGUAUUUUGUUUAUUUUUGGAGGCACUACUUUAAAAGGGGCAGUGCUUAGGCCCACCCAUUAGAGAAAAAGUUUCACUUUUUGGAAUGCAUAGUGCCAACUUACAAUCCAAUAUUCCAAUUCAACCAAAUGGGACUCAAAUUAUUUUGAUUAUUUUAAAUUUA